GCAAGUGUUAGGGCCCAGCAUGAUCAUUGUCUACCUGUUCUUAGCCUCACGUAGCUUGAAUCACUCCUUCGCACGGUCAAAGCCUUCUUGACUAAACCAUUUAUGUUUUGCUGAUCGACCGGAACCAGAACACAUUGGCAUUAUGGUAUACAAAAAAGCAUGGAUGAUGAAAAUUAAUAUCGCAUUUAAUCGAGUACAGCCCACAAAGAUGGCAUUGACGUUACUGUUUAUAUUCAUUGGCCUUUCUGUUAUUUGCCGCGUUGGUGAAGGAGCACCGUGUAACUUUGAUGUCGACCUAUGCAACUACACACAGGAUACAACGGAUGAUUUUGAUUGGAUUAGGAUUAAUGGUGCAUCUUCUAUGAAUGACACUGGGCCAGAUGCAGAUCAUACACAUGGAACAUCACAAGGAUACUAUGUCUACGCCAAUGCUGGUUUUCCUCAAACGCCUGGCUUAGUUUCUCGACUGAUCGGUCAACCUAUACCAGUUUUGCAGACCAGCUGUCUUCAAUUCUAUUACUACAUGCAUGGAGAACAUAUGGGUUCUCUUCGAGUAUAUUCUGACGUAAUUUCCUCAAAUCCAGUAUGGAGUCGGUCAGGUAGCCAAGGCAGACAAUGGUUCAGAGGUCUGGCCACCUUGGAACCUUCACCCGGUUCUGAUCAGGUUAUCUUCGAAGCAAUCACUGGUUCUGGCAUACUAUCCGACAUUGCAAUUGAUGACGUCAAUAUUGUUGAUGGAGCGUGUCCGAUUGAAAAUCUAAAUUGUGACUUCGAAAACGACGAGAAUGAAAUGUGUGGUUUUGCGCAAGACCAGACAGAUGACUUUGAUUUCCUAUUGAUUCAGAGUAGAACACCAACGGUUGCUACAGGACCCAAUGAAGAUCAUACAUAUGGAAAUACAUCAGGGCACUACAUCUAUAUAGAAGGAAGUGAGAACGUCUUAGCCCAGAGGGCGCGCAUCAUCUCGCCCACAAUACGUGGUGUUCAGACCAAUGACCGCGAGGGAUUUUGUGUGGUGUUCUGGUACUACAUGCAUGGAAGCGGAGUUGGUGAACUUAAUGUUUACCUACGCAAUGAAAGUUCCUUAAACCUCGGUAAACCAAUCUGGGGGAUAGCAGGAGAGAGAGGUGAAGAGUGGAAAGCGGCAGAAGUGAAACUGAACACGCCCGAAGAUUUUUACGUUGUCUUCGAAGCAACGCGUGGCUUGACUAGUUUUAGCGGCAUUGCCAUUGACGACAUCGAGAUUACUAAUUAUGGCUGCCCUGGAUUUCAUAACAUCGGAAAUGAAAGAAAUAUAUCAUGUGACUUCGAAGAAGAAGGGAUGUGUUCUUACAGCCUGGAUCCAACUAGCACUAUUUCCUGGGAAUGGACAAAUCGUGCAUCACCGGGAAGUACAGGGCCAACUACAGACCAUUCGAUUGGCAAUGAACUAGGGUACUUCAUGUAUGUAUCCAGCACAACAUUUUCAACAUCAGCAGAUCGAGCCCGCCUCUUGUCUCCCGUCGCAGAGCGCCAAAGUGCAUCUUCAUGCGUCGAGUUUUGGUACCACGUUUACGGCAGGGAUACCGAGACGCUCAACGUGUACGUCAAGCUGGAGGGGGUGGUGCUACCGAGUUCACCUGCGUGGUCGAUAACGGGGAACCAAGGAAACUACUGGCAUCGUGCGACGUUUAAUAUUCCAGCCAAUACAAAUAACUAUAGGCUUGUCUUUGAAGCCAUUCCUGGUGAUGCAGUAAGUGAUGACGUUGCUAUUGAUGACAUCACUUUCUACGAAGGCACAGCGUGCCCAAUACCAAGCACUGUUCCACCACUUCCGGCGACAUCGCCGACGGCGGUGACCUCCCUGGAUUGCAAUUUUGAGCUUGGCUUCUGCGGGUACGAACAGGAAUAUGAAAAUGACCAGGCGGACUGGGCAAGAGAACAGGGAAAAUAUGUUGCAAGUUCUGAAACGGGACCACAAGUGGACCACAGUCUUGGGACAAGCGAAGGUUACUACGCGAUGUUCGACCCAUCACUCUUCAUAAGUCUUGACCGGAAUGAAGGAGCCAUACUGGUCUCUCCUUUUCUACAGGCAUCGAACAGCCCUCGCUGCGUUCAGUUCUACGCGUUUAUGUACGGGAAUAACGUGGACUAUCUCAACAUCUACAUCAGACCUUGGGGAGCGACUACCUCAUUAGAUCCACAGUUCUCAAUCUAUGGAAAUAUAGCCAAUGAGUGGCGACUUUACGGAAUGAACGUACCCAGGUCAAAUAAACACUUUCAUGUUCUGUUCCAAGCAAAUGUCGGUCGAUUCAAAUCAUCGGGGAAAAUUGCUAUCGAUGAUAUCCGAAUGGUUACCGGAAUGUGCCCUGAGGAAGUUCCCCCGACCCUACUUCCAUGGGGAGCCGAUUGUGACUUUGAGCAGAACGGGACGCUGUGUGGCUACACCCAGCGAUCUUCAGACGCCUUUGACUGGAUCUGGCACCAGGGUUCAACCGGAAGCACUAACACCGGGCCACAUGCAGACCACACACUCGGAACACCACAAGGCCAUUACAUGUACAUCGAGACCUCACUACCUCAACGCCCAGGAGACCGCGCUAGUCUCGUAUCUCCUGUGUUAAACAGCCAGGACACGGACAUAUGCCUUCGAUUCUAUUACCAUGCGACUGGAGAGGGCGACAUUGGUACACUCAGAAUUAUAUUCAAAUUGGAAGGACUGUCUUCUCUGGUCGAGCUGUUCCGGGUCACCGGUAACAAAGGCGAUCGUUGGAUACCAGUUAAUAUUGAUAUCCCCGCAUCAUCAACAGGCUUUUCCGAUUUCGAGAUUAGAUUUGACGGGUACAAAGGAUACAGCAUUAAGGGGGAUCUUGCCGUCGAUGAUAUUACAUUCUUACGUCAGCCAUGUGAGGGAUAUCCCACUGAAGGUCGAUGCACGUUCGAACAUGGUUUAGAAUAUUGCGGUUACACACUACGUACAGAAAAUGAUGUCACCUACCCUACUUGGCAAUGGUACGACAGGUUAGCUGUCGAAACAUCACCUCUUAUAAAUAUAACUUCGACGUCAUUCAUGUACUCGAUGUCUAAUGCAAGAAAUAUCUCUCCGGUCAUGUAUUCUGAUACCUACGAGCUUCGUGCUCGGGAUCAUUGCUUGACAGCGAAAGUUUUGCUUCUUAAUGACGACGGGGUGCAGUUAAACAUAGCGGUACAAGAAGGUACCAGUGGCCGGCGUAGUACUGUCGGGACUUUUGGCGGGAUUACAACAGCCUUCGAAUGGGUAACCGAAGGGUGGAAGGUACCUUCGGAUUCGGUAACCGGACCUUUCAGGAUUGUUUUCUCGACAACCAUUCAAGGUGGAUCCAAUGGGAUUGUAGCCAUUGAUGAUGUAAAUUUUACUCCGCUAUCGGGAGAGUGUGGACAAGCCAAUACAGAUGGUGAUGGAACAUCCACGAGGUCGGGGAGUUCUGGGGAAAACCCUGGCCUUAUCGCCGGUAUCAUCAUCAUUCUUCUUCUCCUUAUUGCGGUUAUCAUCAUUGCCUUCAUGAUACAUCUUCGGAAAUCAUUCUCAGCGAAGCUGCCAAUCACCGCCUACAGUAGUAGGCAGCCGGAUGAGCAGCCAGUGAUCGGCGAGGACAGUGUUGGUAAUGCAGAUGGUAUCAGGGGGACAUCAUUUAUGCAGGCCACUUACGACCAUGACAACGUUGAAGCUCAAGUUUAAUCGUCAAAAUGGCACUUAGUUUGUCGUAAAUACAU
Molecule: messenger RNA, 3732 nt
Organism: Lytechinus variegatus (green sea urchin)
Lineage: Eukaryota; Metazoa; Echinodermata; Echinoidea; Temnopleuroida; Toxopneustidae
Product: MAM and LDL-receptor class A domain-containing protein 1-like
Exons: 20
Coding region: 143-3697 (1184 amino acids)
Cellular component (GO): membrane
Source: RefSeq, a predicted model, not a curated record